AUGUCCAACUUGUACUUUGCGUACUCAAUCAAAAAAGAGUACACGCUGCCGCCGCUCGGGCAUCCGGCGAUUCUGGCUCUGUCGGGCAACCGGAAGAAACACAUCAGAGCCUGCGACGCCUGUGCUGUUCGAAAGACAAAGUGUGAAGAAACACGGCCUUGUCGAAACUGCCGAAACAAUGGACUCGAAUGUACGGAAUUGCGGGAACGCAAGAAGAUGGGGCCCAAGACGUUGCGGAAACGGACGAUUGAGCUGAUCCACCUGUUGGAACGGAGGCUGCUGGAGGAGAAAAGCCCCGAUUUGGCUGGGGUAGCUGAGAUGGUUUCCAGGGUGAAGAGGGACGCUGUGGAGGCGGUUUUUCCGCUUGUGGCGCCGUCGAUGGUGGGUUCUUUGGACGAGGUGGUCAAGGCGAUCAGCGGGGGAGCUGCCAAUGGCGGUGAAUCUGGGAAAUCCAGCGGUUCUGAGAGUUCAACCAAUGGUGAUGGACCAGGACACAGAUUUGAGCCUGAAGUUAGGGCAAAGGAGUUGGCUUACAUUUCACUCGGCCUUCUUCUUCUAUCGUCGUCGUCAGCGCCGGAUUUGGACGACUUCCGUGACCAUGUGGCCCUGUUGUAUGGAGCGUUUGGCAGCAUGCUGUUCUCCAGCCAAAACUACUCUUCUGCCACCCACUACUACAUGUCCUUGACGGAGCUCCACAUGUACGGCAUUCUCUUGUUUCAGGGAACGCCGUUUUGUGUGAGACAAUUGGUGCAUCUACGAAGCGCCGUCACCCAUUACCAGCUUAUCGCUACUUCGCUGGAUAGCGACAUCAGCGGGCUUCUGGAGCUACGACGCAUUUUGUACGCUGCCGAGCGGAGCGCUGCGUUGUUUUCCACCGAGGAGGCCUUCAAGUCGGGGUGUCUUAUUAAUACCGGGCCGUCCUCGCCUUUUAUCUCCAAUCCAAACAGCAAAACCUUGGUUUUGGACUGCGCCCACGAUAUAUUCAAGCUUUUGGAGGAACACGGUGUCUACACGAGGAUCCCCAGUCUCCCUAAUCUUUUCCUCUGGCGCUACGUGACGUUUUCGAACCAGACUGGUGUCUACGGAAGCGUCAAGAUGAACGCUCAAAAUGUGACCCAGGCAGGUGCUCAGACACCGUUUGUGCAGCUUCUUGUGGCUUUGAUUUCGUUCAAGGUGCUUGUGCUUCACUCUGGCGAGUAUACACCAAUAACUGUGAGCAACGAGCUUCUUGAAUUCAUCACUCGGGCCAUUAUCGCUCUCAUGGCUGCCAAAACCGAUCCUUACUUCACCACCCGCCUCACGGCCUUCUCGCUAGUGCCUCAUCUAUUGGACCUUCUUCGCUGCUACUUCGAAUCGGUCAGCAAUGCCCCGCCUCCCGACGCCGUUGAUCGGCUCAGAGAGUACACCCACUUGAUUCUUCCCUUGUGCGCCAAAAGCUCUUUUAUGGGAGUAGCCAAGUUGGAUCCGGUCUUGGCGGGUUGGUUCUCGCGAGAAGCCAGCGAUUGGGAGUCCAGCGCCUCCAGUGCCUCAACCUAG
Messenger RNA from Candidozyma pseudohaemuli, 1536 nucleotides. RefSeq names its product Zcf7p (gene ZCF7). Bases 1 to 1536 code for a protein of 511 amino acids. Gene Ontology annotation, molecular function: DNA-binding transcription factor activity, RNA polymerase II-specific; zinc ion binding. NCBI's taxonomy places the organism in Eukaryota, Fungi, Ascomycota, Pichiomycetes, Serinales, Metschnikowiaceae. Gene Ontology annotation, biological process: regulation of DNA-templated transcription. The transcript has a single exon. The record is from RefSeq and is a predicted model, not a curated record.